Messenger RNA from Closterium sp. Naga37s-1, 936 nucleotides. The record is from the annotation of a GenBank genome assembly. Lineage: Eukaryota; Viridiplantae; Streptophyta; Zygnematophyceae; Desmidiales; Closteriaceae.
GUUUCUCAACAGCAAUCAGCUCACCGGACCUCUCCCUUCCAACAUAGGAUCCCUCACAAGUCUCGAAGUCAUAGACCUUUCGUACAACUUUAUUUCAGGCAGCAUCCCUGACAGCAUCAGCUCUCUCAAGCAGAUGACUCAUAUGUAUCUUCACCGCAACCAGAUAUCAGGUCCUCUCCCUUCUGGCAUAGGUGACCUCACCAAGCUGCAGAUUCUCGAUCUCCGUUACAACAAUCUCUCAGGCAGCAUCCCAGCUAGCAUCAGUGCACUACAACAACUGAAAUUCCUGAGUCUCUACAGAAAUCAGCUCAAUGGCACCAUACCUGAUGGCUUAGCUUCACUGACAAAUCUGGUGACCUUGUUUCUUCACUGCAAUCAGCUCUCCAGCUCAAUUCCGUCCAGCAUAGGCGCCCUCACCAACCUGCAGACCAUUGACCUUUCUUACAACCAGCUUACCGGAACAAUCCCUUCACACAUUAGCACCCUAGGACAACUCACCUUCCUCGACCUGUCUGUCAACAAGUUUUACGAAAGCAUUCCUGACAGCAUCACAGCACUCAGGGAGCUCACCUUCCUCAACCUCUUCAGCAAUAAGCUCAUUGGUAAUAUACCCUCGGCCAUUGGUUCGCUCUCCAAUCUUGUGACUCUUGAUCUGUCAACAAACCAGCUUUCUGAUAGCAUCCCUGACAGCAUCAGUGCACUCGGCAAACUCACUCGCCUCUCUCUCUUCAUCAACCGGCUAACGGGGUCCAUACCUUUCAAGCUCGCCUCGCUAUCGAAUCUCAUCAACCUGGGGCUGUUCAACAACUAUCUCACAAGCUCUGUGCCUAACGAGAUUGGCUCACUCAACAACCUAGCCAUGCUGGACCUGUCCAGCAACCGUCUAUCUGGAAAAUUUCCUGACUCUAUUAGCUCCCUCAACAAACUCACUGUCCU